Molecule: messenger RNA, 1389 nt
Organism: Setaria italica (foxtail millet)
Lineage: Eukaryota; Viridiplantae; Streptophyta; Magnoliopsida; Poales; Poaceae
Product: iron-sulfur cluster co-chaperone protein HscB, mitochondrial
Exons: 6
Coding region: 199-981 (260 amino acids)
Biological process (GO): [2Fe-2S] cluster assembly; protein complex oligomerization
Molecular function (GO): protein-folding chaperone binding; ATPase activator activity
Source: RefSeq, a predicted model, not a curated record
CGCCGCCCUCCGCGACGCCGAGCCCGCAGCCCACCCGACGCAACGACCCACGCCGCCGCCGGCGCACGCCCGUUCUCCAACUCCGGCCACCUGACCACCCACGCACAGCACAGAACUACCUGCCGGCGUCGCGUACAGCUCACCUCCGGCGCCGAGUCCACAGCCGCACAGAAGCAGAACCCACGCCACGAGAAGACCAUGUGGCGCCGCGGAGCCGGAUUGCUCCGUCUCCACCUCGCCGCCGCCACCGGCCGUCGCGCACGGCGACCCUUGGCGCCCCUAGUACCUGCCGCCCCAUCUCCCUCGACCGCCUCUUCCUCCUGCCGCCAAAUUCUUGGAAUCUUCCGGGGUUCCAUUGGGGCGCCCUCUGGCUCUCGGUGCCUGUCGAACCAGGCGGGCGGAGGAGGGGGCGGCGGCGCGUGCUGGAGCUGCGGCGCGACGGGAGCGUUCCUGUCGUGCGGGUCCUGUGGGAGCGUGCAGCCCGUCGACCCCGCCGUCGACUACUUCCAAAUCUUUGGCCUAGAAAGAGAAUACAACAUAAAAGAUAAUAACUUGGAACGGAGGUACAAGGAGUGGCAGAAGAAGUUACAUCCUGACCUGGUUCAUUCCAAAUCUGAGAAAGAGAGAGGCUAUGCCGCGGAGCAAUCAGCACUUGUGAUUGAUGCGUACCGCACACUUAGCAACCCUUUAUCAAGGGCAUUAUACUUGUUAAAACUUGAGGGAGUACAUGUUGAUGAAGAAAAAACUAUCAAUGACCCAGAACUUCUUAUGGAGAUGAUGGAGAUACGUGAAGCUGUCAAUGAUGUCAGUGAUUCUCAAACCCUGGAGAAGAUCCAAUCUCAGGUUAAGAAAAAGCUCGAAACCUGGUCUGGUUCCUUCCAGGAAGCAUUUGACCAAAAGGAUUUUGACCGUGCUAUAGAAGCUACACAGAGGAUGAGGUACUAUGAACGUGCAGUGGAAGAAACAGUGAAGAAGCUCUGAUCUCCAAUUACAAUUGUCAAAGAGGGGAGGCUUGGAAAUUUUCCUUACAUUCUUUUCACCUCCACUCUCAGAAGAGCAUAUAUUGUGAUACUGGCUCAUGGGAAAUUUGGUACAGAGUAGAAUGUCAUUUCACUCGUAACUCCCACAAUUCCAAAUGCAUGAAUGCAUCCAUGGUUGUCCACAGAGAUUAAAGAGGAGAAGAGAUUUAGAAUAACUCUUUCUUGCCAGAAGUUUAUAGAGUUACUGGCAAGACAUGGCAUUUAUAGAUGUGUUUUUUUUUUCGUUUUUGACAUUUGGUCUUGCACAAAAACUUGAUGGAUCCUAUAAUCAUGGUCAGAAUACGGAAAAUGCUAAGCGCUGGACAACAUGCUAUCAACAAAGCAGAACUACAAAAAGUGCGUAAUUCCA